CACGGCCGCCGCCGCCUCCGCCUCUCCUCCUGCCGCUGCUGUCGCAGCCCUAGGCGGCCGCCGGGCUCGUCUCCCGCCUCUGCCUGGGCGCUGCUGAGCCGCGGCGCGCCAGGCUGCUGCAGCAUGCCGAACCCCAGCGGCCUCGACAAGGCGCUGAAGAUGUCCUUGCAGAGGAAAACCAAGAUCCACUCGGCCGCUGGACCCAUUUGCUCCUCUUCGGGCUACAAGAAGGCAGAUGAUGAGAUGUCCGGGGCCACGUCCUCUGCGGACCAGGAGGAGGCAGCAGCCCGCACCAUUUACUUGAACCAGCCCCAGCAGAGCAAGUUCCACGACAACCGGGUCAGCACAGCCAAGUACAGCGUGGUGACAUUUCUACCUCGAUUCUUGUAUGAGCAGAUCAGAAAAGCGGCUAAUGCUUUCUUCCUCUUCAUUGCCUUACUGCAGCAAAUUCCAGAUGUCUCACCAACUGGAAGAUAUACCACCUUGGUGCCACUGCUAUUUAUUCUCACGGUUGCUGGCAUCAAGGAGAUUAUUGAAGACUAUAAAAGACACAAGGCUGACAGUACGGUGAACAAAAAGAAAACAGUGGUUUUAAGAAAUGGGAUGUGGCAGAAUAUUAUGUGGAAAGAGGUGGCAGUGGGAGACUUUGUGAAGGUCACCAAUGGGCAGCACCUCCCAGCAGACAUGAUCAUUUUAUCUACCAGUGAACCUCAGGCGAUGUGCUAUAUUGAAACAUCUAAUCUCGAUGGCGAGACUAACCUUAAAAUACGGCAGGGUUUGACCCAGACUGCUUGCCUCCAGUCAAAAGAAGAAGUGAUGAAAACAUCUGGGAAAAUAGAGUGCGAAGGGCCCAACCGUCACUUGUACGACUUCACUGGAAACCUGCGUUUAGAUGGCCAAAGUCCAGUUCCGAUUGGACCUGACCAGAUCUUACUAAGAGGUGCACAGAUAAGGAACACUCAGUGGGUUUUAGGAAUUGUUGUCUACACAGGACAUGAUACGAAACUUAUGCAGAAUUCAACCAAAGCUCCCUUGAAGAGAUCGAAUGUGGAGAAAGUGACCAAUAUGCAGAUUCUCAUUUUGUUCUGCAUCCUGCUCGUUAUGGCUCUAGUGAGUUCUGUGGGUGCCUUACUAUGGAACAGAACACAUGGAGAAGUCAUUUGGUACUUUGGCUCAAACAAAACAAUCCCAGGCAAUUUUGGAUACAACCUGCUCACUUUCAUAAUCUUGUACAACAACCUCAUUCCCAUCAGUCUGUUGGUGACUCUGGAAGUCGUGAAGUUUACUCAGGCUCUUUUUAUAAACUGGGACAUAGAUAUGUAUUAUCACGAAACAGAUACACCUGCAAUGGCCAGGACUUCAAACCUUAAUGAGGAACUCGGCCAGGUAAAAUACCUGUUUUCUGAUAAAACAGGCACCUUAACAUGCAAUAUUAUGAACUUUAAGAAAUGCAGCAUUGCGGGAGUAACAUAUGGUCACUUUCCAGAAUUAGCAAGAGAAUGUUCAUCAGAAGACUUCAGUCAACUUCCUCCUUCCACCAGCGAAUCUUGCGAAUUUGAUGACCCGAGGCUGCUGCAAAAUAUUGAGAGCGACCACCCCACAGCUACUCACAUCCGGGAAUUCCUCACUCUCCUGGCUGUGUGUCACACCGUUGUCCCAGAAAGAGACGGAAACACAAUCAUCUACCAGGCCUCUUCUCCAGAUGAAGGAGCCUUAGUCAAAGGAGCAAAAAAGCUUGGCUACGUCUUCACCGGACGGACUCCGGAUUCUGUUAUCAUCGAUGCGCUAGGAAAAGAAGAGACAUAUGAGAUCCUCAAUGUCUUGGAAUUUUCAAGUGACAGAAAACGAAUGUCUGUAAUUGUUAGGACUCCGGAAGGACGUCUGCGUUUGUACUGCAAAGGAGCCGAUAACGUCAUUUUCGAGAGACUCUCCAAAAAUUCCCUGUAUUUGGAGCAAACACUGUGUCAUCUUGACUAUUUUGCCACAGAAGGUUUGAGGACUCUGUGCAUUGCAUAUGCAGACCUAUCGGAAAACGCUUACCGGGAUUGGCUGACCAUCUAUAAUGAAGCCAGCACAAACCUGAAGGACAGAACUCAGAAGCUGGAGGAGUGCUAUGAGAUCAUUGAGAAGGAUUUACUGCUUCUUGGUGCUACGGCCAUUGAGGACCGCCUUCAAGCAGGUGUUCCAGAAACGAUAUCCACUUUAAUAAAAGCAGAAAUCAAGAUUUGGGUCCUAACAGGAGACAAACAAGAAACAGCUCUGAACAUAGGAUAUUCCUGCAGGCUCGUGUCCCAGAGUAUGACUCUCAUCCUUGUGAAUGAAGAUUCUCUGGACGCAACGAGAGCUACACUGACUCAGCACUGUGCAAACCUGGGUGAUUCGCUGGGCAAAGAGAAUGACAUCGCUUUGAUUAUCGAUGGUCAGACGCUGAAGUACGCUCUUUCCUUUGAGGUGCGGCAGUCCUUUCUGGAUCUAGCGCUAUCGUGCAAAUCUGUCAUCUGUUGCAGGGUGUCUCCUCUGCAGAAGUCUGAAAUCGUAGACAUGGUAAAGAAGCAUGUGAAUGCCAUCACUCUGGCCAUUGGGGAUGGUGCCAAUGACGUGGGGAUGAUCCAGACAGCUCACGUUGGAGUGGGGAUCAGCGGCAACGAAGGCAUGCAGGCGACCAACUCCUCCGAUUACGCGAUAGCCCAGUUUUCCUACUUGGAGAAGCUGUUACUUGUCCACGGAGCCUGGAGUUACAAUCGAGUAACAAAAUGCAUAUUGUACUGCUUUUAUAAGAACGUGGUGCUGUAUAUUAUAGAGCUUUGGUUUGCAUUCGUUAAUGGAUUUUCUGGGCAGAUUUUAUUUGAGCGGUGGUGCAUUGGCCUCUACAAUGUGAUUUUCACGGCAUUGCCUCCCUUCACCUUGGGAAUCUUUGAGCGAUCGUGCACUCAAGACAACAUGCUUCGGUUUCCCCAGCUCUACAAAAUUACUCAAAAUGCUGAUGGGUUCAAUAGCAGGGUGUUCUGGGGUCACUGCAUCAAUGCUUUGAUCCACUCCAUCAUUCUCUUUUGGUUUCCCUUAAAAGCCCUGGAACAUGACGCGGUAUUUGCAAGUGGCCAGAGUGUAGACUACCUGUUUGUUGGAAAUAUAGUUUAUACGUAUGUUGUGGUGACCGUCUGUCUGAAAGCUGGCUUAGAAACCACAGCAUGGACAAAAUUCAGUCACUUGGCUGUUUGGGGAAGCAUGCUGCUCUGGCUGGUCUUCUUCGGAGUCUACUCCACCAUCUGGCCCAUCAUUCCGAUUGCACCAGACAUGCUGGGGCAGGCAGGAAUGGUGCUGAGGUGUGGAUACUUCUGGCUCGGUUUAUUUCUGGUGCCCACAGCGUGCCUUGUUAAAGAUGUGGCGUGGAGAGCGGCCAAGCAUACCUACCAUAAAACUUUGCUGGAGCAGGUUCAAGAGUUGGAAGCUAAGUCCAAAGAGCUGGGGAAAUCUAUGCUGCGUGAUAGUAAUGGAAAGAGCAUGAACGAACGGGACCACUUGUUGAAAAGGCUUGGCAGAAAAACCCCUCCAAGUCUCUUCCGUGCUCAUUCUGUCCAGCAAGGUGUCUCACACGGGUAUGCGUUUUCUCAAGAGGAGCAUGGGGUCGUUUCCCAGUCUCAAGUCGUCCGAUCCUACGACACGACGAAACAGAGACCUGGCGUCGAAUAACGGCGGUCCUUUUGCUCGGCUGGUGGCUGGAGUAAUAAGAUCGGGAUCAAUGCGUCCACUGUUAAUACAUCCUCGACUAAGGUUGGCAACAGCAGCGUAAACACCAGAAAAGAAAACCCUUUUUACUGUG
Podarcis raffonei (Aeolian wall lizard) is the source of this 3820-nucleotide messenger RNA. It is a transcript of the gene ATP8A2, whose product is annotated as ATPase phospholipid transporting 8A2. Gene Ontology annotation, cellular component: plasma membrane. Gene Ontology annotation, molecular function: ATP binding; magnesium ion binding; ATPase-coupled intramembrane lipid carrier activity. NCBI's taxonomy places the organism in Eukaryota, Metazoa, Chordata, Lepidosauria, Squamata, Lacertidae. Gene Ontology annotation, biological process: neuron development; phospholipid translocation. The record is from RefSeq and is a predicted model, not a curated record. The transcript is spliced from 37 exons. The coding region runs from base 124 to 3690 and encodes 1188 amino acids.